AAUCCGCCUCCCAUCAGGACACUUCCGGUUGUGCUCUGCGCUCCUUACCGCCAAAGCUCCGGCUCUGGCGCCUAGCCCCGGCGUAUGCCGAUCACUUCCGGGUGAUGCUCCACGGCCACGAGCCGCGAUUGGGCUACCGUAGACGGGGUACUUCCGGUGUCCAGGUGCUGGGUUCUUUGGUAGGAGGAGGAAGAUGGAGCCCAGCACCGCGGCCCGGGCUUGGGCCCUCUUUUGGUUGCUGCUGCCCUUGCUUGGCGCGGUUUGCGCCAGCGGACCCCGCACCUUAGUGCUGCUGGACAACCUCAACGUGCGGGAGACUCAUUCGCUUUUCUUCCGGAGCCUGAAGGACCGGGGCUUUGAGCUCACAUUCAAGACCGCUGAUGACCCCAGCUUGUCUCUCAUAAAGUAUGGGGAAUUCCUCUAUGACAAUCUCAUCAUUUUCUCCCCCUCGGUAGAAGAUUUUGGAGGCAACAUCAAUGUGGAGACCAUCAGUGCCUUUAUUGACGGUGGAGGCAGUGUGCUGGUAGCUGCCAGCUCAGACAUUGGUGACCCUCUUCGAGAGCUGGGCAGUGAGUGUGGGAUCGAGUUUGAUGAGGAGAAAACGGCUGUCAUUGACCAUCACAACUAUGACAUCUCAGACCUUGGCCAGCAUACGCUAAUCGUGGCUGACACUGAGAACCUGCUGAAGGCCCCAACCAUCGUUGGGAAAUCAUCUCUAAAUCCCAUCCUCUUUCGAGGUGUUGGGAUGGUGGCUGAUCCUGAUAACCCUUUGGUGUUGGACAUCCUGACGGGCUCUUCCACAUCUUACUCCUUCUUCCCAGAUAAGCCUAUCACUCAGUAUCCACAUGCGGUGGGGAAGAACACCCUCCUCAUUGCUGGGCUCCAGGCCAGGAACAAUGCCCGUGUCAUCUUCAGCGGCUCCCUCGACUUCUUCAGCGACUCCUUCUUCAACUCAGCAGUGCAGAAGGCAGCACCUGGCUCCCAGAGGUAUUCCCAGACAGGCAACUAUGAGCUAGCUGUGGCCCUCUCCCGCUGGGUGUUCAAGGAGGAGGGUGUUCUCCGUGUGGGGCCUGUGUCCCAUCACCGGGUGGGCGAGACAGCCCCACCCAAUGCCUACACUGUCACUGACCUAGUGGAGUACAGCAUCGUGAUCCAGCAGCUCUCAAAUGGGAAAUGGGUCCCCUUUGAUGGCGAUGACAUUCAGCUGGAGUUUGUCCGCAUCGAUCCUUUUGUGAGGACCUUCCUGAAGAAGAAAGGUGGCAAAUACAGCGUUCAGUUCAAGUUGCCCGAUGUGUAUGGUGUAUUCCAGUUUAAAGUGGAUUACAACCGGCUAGGCUACACACACCUGUACUCUUCCACUCAGGUAUCCGUGCGGCCACUCCAGCACACGCAGUAUGAGCGCUUCAUCCCCUCGGCCUACCCCUACUACACCAGCGCCUUCUCCAUGAUGCUGGGGCUCUUCAUCUUCAGCAUCGUCUUCUUGCACAUGAAGGAGAAGGAGAAGUCUGACUGAGGGGCCAGAGCCCCGGGACUCUGCACAGCGUGGAGACGGGGCGGGGGUUAUUAGGAUUCGUGGUUUUAUUUUGCUUUGUUUAAAGCCAUGGGAGAACGGCACAACUUUACCUCUGCGGGAGAUGUAACACUGAGAGCCAACGGGUGGGAGUCGGGAUAAUUUUUAUGUAAGUUUUUCCACUUCGAA
This is a messenger RNA of Mandrillus leucophaeus (drill), 1699 nucleotides long. It is a transcript of the gene DDOST, whose product is annotated as dolichyl-diphosphooligosaccharide--protein glycosyltransferase subunit (non-catalytic). The transcript is spliced from 11 exons. Gene Ontology annotation, cellular component: endoplasmic reticulum membrane; oligosaccharyltransferase complex. The coding region runs from base 194 to 1513 and encodes 439 amino acids. The record is from RefSeq and is a predicted model, not a curated record. NCBI's taxonomy places the organism in Eukaryota, Metazoa, Chordata, Mammalia, Primates, Cercopithecidae.